UUUAACGGCGAAGAAGCAGCGAUUUGUGUACGUGUGUGUUUUGUCUUUGCGACGUGGUGAUUACAGAGCCACUAGAACCGAUACCGAUCCCAAACCGAUCCGAUCCCCGUCAGAAUCCAGCACUUCCAUGCAGAUGCGCGUCACGGAGUUACCGGCAGUACAGCUGCUGCUGUCUUUUAUCUUAAUUGGCUUAGUGAGCGGCCAGCGCGUCGCUCCCGGCGUGAAUCCGCAGCACUAUCAACAAGUCCCGCAGCAGGUGCCACAGCACCAUCCACCACCGCCGCCGCAGCAUCACCAGCCAGUGUACCAGCAACAGGUCCCCUCGGCGCCCGGUGUGCCGCCCCAGCAAUAUCAAUAUGAGCAGGUUCCAGUACCCGUGCAGCAGCAGCAACCACCGGUCCAAUAUCAACAAGUUCCUGUACAACAGCAGCAGCAGCAGCAGCAGCAGCAACCAAUCCACCAGCAGCCAGCGCCGCAACAAGUUCACCACCAGCAGGCAGGUGGCCACCAUCAUGGACAACCUCAGCAGGUCCUGAACACCGGCAACAUCCAGCAGGAGCGUGCUCAUAUCCAGGAGCACAUGCAGGUUCCCAUCGAUACGAGCAAGAUGUCCGAAGCUGAGCUGCAGUUCCACUACUUUAAAAUGCACGACUCGGACAACAACAACAAACUGGACGGCUGUGAGCUGAUCAAGUCGCUUAUCCACUGGCACGAGCAAGGCAGCAAGGAGCAGCCAAACGGCGAGAAGCCGCAUGUAGAGGAAAAGGUCUUCUCGGACGAAGAGUUAGUUGCCCUGAUUGAUCCCAUCCUGCAGAUGGACGAUACAUCACGCGAUGGCUACAUCGACUAUCCGGAGUUCAUCAAGGCCCAACAGAAGGCCGCCGAGAAGCAGCAGCAACAACAGCAGCAGCCGCAAGAGCACCAGCAACAGCAGCCGGUUCAUUAGUAGUCACUUAGAUCCGUUCAGUUUACAUACAUAACCAUGUCCUCGUCCCGUGUUCUGUGACGUGCAACACAUACUCCUGUUUUCUGCCCAAAAACAUCCUGAAAUUACGUCGACCACGUCAACGGUUUUAGCGCAUUUCUUUAGAUAAUUUCGAAUCAAAUUUACUUAACAUGCUUUAAGCAUUCCAAUCGGAGAACUUCAUUGAACAAAUUGUAACCUAAAGACCUAACCUAAAAACUUUUUCAAAAGAUUCCCAUUUUUCGAAUAUUGAUCACGAAUCUCUCAAGUGGUCUGUGCAAUUCCAGCCGCCUUGUUUCGUUUUGUUUUCCAUUGUCAUUAUUUUAGUUACUUUUCGAUAUGAACUAAUUUUUAAGCGCAUCUUGAGAGCAGCAAAAAACAGACUGAUUGUGUAAAAGUUUGUUUUGUACAAAAAAAAGAAGCAAAAACUAUGCAAAAUAAGAAAUCUAAGAAUGCCCCGUCUAUGUGGAAAACAUUUUGAAACUGAAACCUAUUAUAUAGACGCAUGCAACAUUUUGUAAGUAAAGCUGAUUUAGCAAAUAAAGUCAAAUCCAAAUCUCA
Drosophila eugracilis is the source of this 1525-nucleotide messenger RNA. Its product is annotated as nuclear transcription factor Y subunit beta. NCBI's taxonomy places the organism in Eukaryota, Metazoa, Arthropoda, Insecta, Diptera, Drosophilidae. Gene Ontology annotation, molecular function: calcium ion binding. The record is from RefSeq and is a predicted model, not a curated record.